This is a messenger RNA of Kluyveromyces lactis, 420 nucleotides long. RefSeq lists its product as uncharacterized. The transcript has a single exon. The coding region runs from base 1 to 420 and encodes 139 amino acids. Lineage: Eukaryota; Fungi; Ascomycota; Saccharomycetes; Saccharomycetales; Saccharomycetaceae. The record is from RefSeq and is a predicted model, not a curated record.
AUGCACUUAAAUGUCAGAACCCUUUCGCCUUACUCAAUAGGUAGUCAAUUUCUCGGAAAUGCGUCUCGAAAAAUGCAUCUCGCAACUAACCACCACUUUCAUAUUUCGGCAUUCUGCGGAGACAUGAUGGUGCAAAGGCUGCUGAUCUUGAAAACCAAACCCCGUAAAAAUCUAAAGGCAAGCUCGAAAAUCAAUCUGAAAACAAUAAUAAACUCACACUGGUCUGAUGUGGGCAAAAAUAAAGUACAUGACACGGGCCAAAUUUGGUUACUACAUUCUACUCUAUUAAAAAAAAAUGAUUCAAUUAUCGUAGAUUGGGUAAAUAAAACUAAGAAACCAAAUCCAGCUAACACGGCAAGCAUGGCACGAUUUACUCAGAACUUUAAAGAACCUACAGAGACGGGUGCUUGUUUCUGUUAA